AUGCCUUUACUCGAAAAAUUAACUUUAAUUGAAGUUUAUGAUGAUACACUCAAUCACCUUACUCAAUUUCAACAAUACUUUCAAUCAAGAACAAGAAUGCCUGCUCUUCGUCCAUCCGCUCUUCAAUUUCUCUUUCGCUUUCCGGUAACAGUUGAUUCUGAAUUUUAUAAAUUUAAAAAAAAAGAUACUGAUUUACUUAAUUUUGAUGUUAAUGAAGAUGAUAAAUCGAUUCCGGAUGAUGAUCCAGAACAACAAGUUCAUCAAUCACCUGAACAACUUGCUAAAAUGGAACCUUUAUCUGAUCAAGAAGGUGAAGAUGGUGAACAAUUAAGUAAAGAAGAACAACAACAAGUUACAACUGACAUGAUUGAAAAAUGGGCUAAUCAACUUCAAGGAAAAGAUUUUCAUUGCACUCUUUGA
Messenger RNA from Rotaria sordida, 420 nucleotides. NCBI's taxonomy places the organism in Eukaryota, Metazoa, Rotifera, Eurotatoria, Philodinida, Philodinidae. The record is from the annotation of a GenBank genome assembly.